Molecule: messenger RNA, 2520 nt
Organism: Leptopilina heterotoma
Lineage: Eukaryota; Metazoa; Arthropoda; Insecta; Hymenoptera; Figitidae
Gene: Jra
Product: transcription factor AP-1
Exons: 1
Coding region: 676-1482 (268 amino acids)
Biological process (GO): regulation of cell population proliferation; regulation of cell cycle; regulation of transcription by RNA polymerase II
Cellular component (GO): transcription regulator complex
Molecular function (GO): RNA polymerase II cis-regulatory region sequence-specific DNA binding; transcription factor binding; DNA-binding transcription factor activity, RNA polymerase II-specific
Source: RefSeq, a predicted model, not a curated record
UGAACAUUUACUUGGGUGUUCACAAGUUGUUGAGACUCCGAGCUGUGCGGUUAUAACACAACCAAAAGUCAAUUUUCCUUCUUUUGAAAACACACUUCUUUUUUUCUCUCCCACCCACCACCCCCCCGUCUCUUGUGACAAUAACACAAUUUUAUCAGUGGUGACGUUCUGUGACUCAUUGUUGUGUUUUUUUUUCAAACAAAAUUCACUGUGUGCGCGUGGAUCAAAAAAAUUAUUUCUCCGUUAAAUAAUCGCGCAGCUGUGCGGAGUUUUUUCUUUUUAAUUCCUCGUUUCAGAACCAAAGUGAAGUUAGUUACAGUUUCUCGAACGAAGAGAAGAGACCUCGUGGUUUCAAAGUGUGUGUGUUGCCUCGUGCUCUAAUCGGCACCGGGGGGCCGUGACCAAAAAGACAUCGUUAUUAUGUAUUUAUAAAUACAUAUUUCUGAAUAUUAUGUAAGAAUUGCAAAAUUUCUUACACAAGUGGAAAGUUCAAAAAAUCGGAAAAACUGUGGUCAAAUUGGGUGAAAAGUUGCCAAUUUGAAAAAAAUAGUGGGGAACAAUUGACAGUGGGAGAAUUGUGAGACAAAAAUCGCCAAUUGGGACCAUUUGUCAAUAUUUGACACUAGGGGAGAAAAUAAGUGUUUUUCGGCCGGCAAAGUGAAAAAUUCCGCAUCGAUGGUGCGGAGUCUGACGAUGGAGCCAACCUUCUAUGACGACGCAGACAUUUACGACAAUACAAAUCGUGAGAAUCUCAAGAGAAACCUCACCCUGGACUUGAACGGUCAUCAUCGUCAGGGUCCCCAGGUGAAGAGACCACGACUUGGCCCCCUGGGACCUUCGCUCCACAACAUGGCACCACUUCUCAGUUCACCCGAUCUCAAUAUGCUGAAACUCGGCUCACCCGAAUUGGAGAAAUUAAUAAUCGCCCAGCAAGAUGGCCUAGUCACGACAAUGCCAACGCCAACGACACAAAUUCUAUUCCCAAAAACUGUCACCGAAGCUCAGGAACUUUAUGCCCGAGGCUUCGUCGAUGCACUCAAUGAAUUACAUCAUUCGGACAGUUCACAGGAGCCGGGCAGUAUUCAUGGGGCAACGUACACUACACUCGAACCUCCGGGCAGUGUACAAAGUACGGAUACAUCGAUAAGUCAGGGUUUAAUGCAUCUCAAGGAGGAACCACAAACUGUGCCCAGUGUUUCGAGUUCACCGCCAAUGUCGCCCAUUGAUAUGGAGAAUCAGGAGAAAAUUAAAUUGGAGAGGAAACGACAGAGAAAUCGUGUCGCAGCUUCGAAAUGUCGACGACGUAAACUCGAGAGGAUCUCGAGGCUCGAGGACAAGGUUAAAUUGCUCAAGGGCGAGAAUACCGAACUCAGCGCAAUGGUUCACAGGCUCAAGGAGCACGUGUGUCGUCUCAAGGAACAGGUCAUGGACCACGUGCAUUCUGGUUGUCAAAUAAUGCAAAAUGUUCCCGGACAAUUUUAAGGGAGUCAAUGAUACAAUGACUUUUUUUUUAUGCUUCGAACUUUUUUUGUGACAAUUUGAAUACUUUCUUGUGUUUCGAAAAUAGGUCCCAAAACCUUGAUACAAAAAAACGUUUUGUUUCGACAGUAAUUCGUCCAUUCGGAACUACUGCGAUAAAUUCGAAACAAUUUCGUCAAAUUCGAAACUAUUUGGAACCAAUUUCUCCAAAUUCGAAACUACUUCGUCAAAAAUUCGAACCAACAUCGACGAAUUCGAAACUACUUCGUCAAAAUUCGAACCAACAUUGACGAAUUCGAAUCUAUUUCGGUCCAAAUUCGAAACCAUUUUCACCAAUUCGAAAAAUCCCCCCUUCCCCCUUUUUUCGUCAUUUUAACGAAAAAAAAAUGGUUUUGUUGCCUAAAACCAUCUUGUCAGUGGGGAAAAAAAAUUUUGUUGCCUAAACCCCCAUCUUGUCAGUGGGGAAAAAAAAAUUCAAGUGGUCGAAGUGCAAAAAAAGAACGAGGACUACGUGACUGUUAUAAUUUUUUUUUUUGCGGCAGACGUGGCCGUCGUGUGACGUCUGCGUCGAAGGUCAUCACCCAGAGAAAAACGUGUGAUGGCGGCCAUUUUGGAGAACGAACGAGUUUUUUAUUUUAAUUCUGUGCAAGAAAAACUCGUGUGGGUGCUGCAAAAAAAUCUUCUGGAUACGUCCCGAAUUUUUAUUAUACUAUUAUCAUUAUUAUUAGUUUUUAUUUUUGAUAAUAAUAUUUGUUAUUAUACGAAUGGGAAGUUUUUUUGGACAAAAAAAUGAAAAAUAACACACAUCUUCCGUCAUUGUCGUUUCAACGCAGAACUCCGUUUCGUCAUUUGUGCAUCUAGUCUUGUCCAGUAUGAUGUCUACAUUAUUACGAACAUUUAUAUUUUAAUUGAUCGUUCGUGGACCUGAUUACAGGGUAAAAAAUCCAAUGUUUAUUUUCUAUUGUUAAAGAAUUAUUUUUUUUAACGUAUUUCAAAAAUACGUUUCAAUUUUUUUAAAAAUUAAAAAUUUUGGAAAUUAAA